AGUGUUUGAAACGCGCAUGCGCUGUGCGAACUCAAAGGCGGUCUCUGAGACGGACAGAAAGCAGAACGGACUCAGUGAGCUUCACUGCUCAGGACGGCAGUCCCACGUUAUUGUGACAUGGAGAACCUGGAGGAGGAUUUGACAUGCUCCGUUUGUUAUUCGCUCUUUAACGAUCCACGAGUGCUUCCCUGCUCCCACACCUUCUGCAAAGUUUGUCUGGACAACGUGCUCCAGCUCUCCACUAAUUUCUCCAUCUGGCGCCCACUCCGCCUUCCGCUCAAGUGCCCUAAUUGCCGUAGCAUUGUGGAACUGCCGCCCAACGGCGUGGAAGCUCUGCCGCUCAACGUCUGUCUGCGUGCUAUUAUAGAAAAGUACCAGCGCGACAACGAGCCGCGGGCGCCUUCCUGCCCCGAGCACCAUCGCCAGCCUCUGAAUGUCUACUGCGUUCAGGACUGCAAGCUCAUCUGCGGCCUGUGCCUCACUAUUGGCCAGCAUCAAGGCCACACCAUUGAUGAUCUGCAGACGGCGUACGUGAAGGAGCGUGACGCCCCGGCGAAACUAGUCGAGCUGCUCACGGACCGGCGCUGGGAAGAAGUCUGUGGCUUGGUGGAGAAGUUAGAACAGGAAAAAAUUCGACACGAAGGUCUGAUCAGGCAAGACCGUGAAGCUGUUACAGAGUUUUUUCAUGGGUUGCAGAGACUCCUAGAGCACAAGAAAGAGGCGUUUAUGAAGGUUCUGGACAGAGCCAACGAGCAGCUCGCCUGCACUUAUAAACCACUGAUCGAGAAGCUUAAAGAUAUGAAGGAGGAGCAGCUAGAGCUUAUCUCAAUCAUCUCGGGCAUCAGUGAUGAUGAGUCAGCCCUUGUGUUCCUGGAGAAGAUGCAUCAUUUGAGGGAAAGGGUUAGCACUUUGACCCAGACGGAGCUACCCGAAGUCCCCACGCUCCACAUUUCACCCCGCUUAGAGGACUUCUUCCAGGAAUAUUGGGCUGACGUGACUGUUGGAAGGCUGGACGAUGGUCCAGUUCCAAAAAUCUCCUGUCACGUGAAGACACAUUCCACCAAAGAGACAAAGCCAAGACUAUUUCAGAUUGAGACGGUCAGAUCUAUGACCGGUUUGGUUUUUCUAAUGGUGCUGCUGUUUCUUUUGCUUUUUUGGUUAAAUACAUUCAAUGGUGUUCUCCAGUACUCCAAUCUCUCACAGAUCAGACAAGCAGUAACGGGUCUUGCUCAUAAACUCUAUUUACCGCUACAAGAUUCAGGGACGUUUCUGUACUGCCUGCUUCAUGACCUGAGGUUAAAAUUGAAUUUGUAUCUAUCAGCUGUAGGAGAGAGCACUUCUCAGUACAUGGCCUUCUUUUCAAAAACGUUACGGUUAUGGUAAAUACCACGCACGGAGCAGAAGCAGUGCUCUGUGCCGGAGCAGGAACGCAAGGUGGGGGAACAGAACAGUUCUAAUUCAUCUGAAUGAAAUCGCGCCAGUUGAAGAAUGUGUUAGCAACUAAUAUUAUAUUACACACUGCUGCUGUUUCGAUUUUAAUUUCUACAUUUUUCUACUGACAUUUUAAUAACUUGUCUGCCUGAGAUUCUUUCUUAAAGAACAAUUUUAAAAACGUUUUUUUAGAAAUGAAACCACAUUAUACUACUAAUUUAUACAAAAGUAAAGAAGCUAUUGAUUUAUUUACCCACAAAGGGUGCAGCACAAGAGCUAUCACUGUGUGUGUGUGUGUGUGUGUGUGUGUGUGUGUGUGUGAGAGAGAGAGAGAGAGAGAGAGAAACAGCCCCAGUCUGCGUCCAACGGCACAGCUGACUGAGUGCACACACGUUCAGCCGAAUGAAAAAAGUCGUUUUAACAAUGCAGGAGUGCCGAGGUGCCCAAUAAAGGACAAGAAUCAACAAGUGAA
Silurus meridionalis is the source of this 1903-nucleotide messenger RNA. RefSeq names its product tripartite motif containing 59 (gene trim59). Lineage: Eukaryota; Metazoa; Chordata; Actinopteri; Siluriformes; Siluridae. Bases 118 to 1383 code for a protein of 421 amino acids. Gene Ontology annotation, molecular function: zinc ion binding. Gene Ontology annotation, biological process: cilium assembly. Gene Ontology annotation, cellular component: centrosome; cilium; intraciliary transport particle B. The transcript has 2 exons. The record is from RefSeq and is a predicted model, not a curated record.